This is a messenger RNA of Amyelois transitella, 2676 nucleotides long. RefSeq names its product polycomb protein suz12-B (gene Su(z)12). Gene Ontology annotation, cellular component: nucleus; ESC/E(Z) complex. Bases 180 to 2459 code for a protein of 759 amino acids. The transcript has 9 exons. The record is from RefSeq and is a predicted model, not a curated record. NCBI's taxonomy places the organism in Eukaryota, Metazoa, Arthropoda, Insecta, Lepidoptera, Pyralidae. Gene Ontology annotation, molecular function: chromatin DNA binding.
UCUAUCUAUCUAGCCGUCAUUAUUAAUAUUUCCCAUACAAAUACUCGAUUGCCUACGGUAAUUCUGUAUCUAUGGGAGAUCUAUGGCCAUUGACCUGACGCAGUGACGCUGUCAUGUCAACGAACUGAUGAUCUUGGCGGUUUCAUUUCACCAAUAAUUUAUUACUAAAAACUCUUGAAAUGCCUCCCAAGAAACGUGAUAAGGAUAAUGACACUAACAAAAACUCAAAAAUUGACCACCUACAAGCUGACCAUGAGUUAUUUUUACAAGCAUUCGAAAAACCUACUCAAAUAUACAGAUUCUUACGAACACGCAAUAUGCUUUCGCCCAUUUUCCUCAAUAGAACUCUUUCAUACAUGAAACGGCGGAUGUCUAGGAGUAAUAAGGGUCGAUGUGGAUUCAAAAUCGACACUCUACUAGAGAAAAUCACCCUAAAAAAGAGCACAGAACUGCAACCAAACAGUUUAGGAGGUUACAUGACUUUAACAUUUCUAGGAUUUUAUGAUAAAAGUUUGGAUGACCCAAGAGACUACCAAGUAAAGGUGGAAACACUAUUGUUGAAGAUAUGCCACAAGAAAAGGAAAGAAAGCUCUUCUGCUAUAGUUGAAGUUUCAGUCGGUAGCUGUUCUGUGCCACUCAACCCUUCCACAUCAGAACCUCCAGCUAUGGCGUCCGCAGUGAGCAUCUCCAGCGAGACCUUCAGUCCCUCACAGGGGCCCAAUGUAAAGUCUUACAUGCUCAUGCUGAGGGUCACAGUGACUAAGGCAUCCGCCAAUACAAAUGGUGCGACUAGUUCUACUGAAAUUACUAAUGGCGAUUGUAUUGAACCUGUCACCAAGAGGUUGAAAUCGAACUCGACGGACCACCUCAACUCGCCGCCGGACAACAAAUGGACGAAGCUAUACGGCAGCGAGCUGAUAGUGUACGACAAGCACAACCGCUGCCUGCUCACCAACGGCGAGUACGACCUGGUGCUGCACGACGCGGCGCCGGGCGGCCGCGGCGCCGCCAUCGCGCGCUCGCCGCACAAGGCGCUCAUGGCGCAGUGGGAGACCAUUCCUAAUGAAAAUGAACUACAAACAGACACAAAUCCAUUUGACAUAUUUAAAGUGAGACCACUGUUGAAACUCAAAUUGAGUUGGAGUCAGGAACCGACGAACGGUCUAGUCAAUCGGCCCAAACUGUACCAGCAGAGCGAGACUAAUGGAGCUAAGAAGGAAAGUGGUUCGAGCAAAGACCGUUUGUCUAUGAAGAACGGCAAUAGUGAUAGUAAAAAUGGUGAAAAGUCAAAAACAGAAGCAAGCGAAGGGGAAUCAAAACGUCAACAGAUAAUAUACCAGUUCCUUUAUAACAAUAACUCGAGGCAGCAAACUGAAGCCUGUGACGACUUACAUUGUCCGUGGUGCUCACUCGACUGCGGCUCUCUAUACUCGCUGCUAAAACAUCUCAAGCUGUGCCAUUCUAGGUUCAACUUCACUUAUUUCCCAAUCCCCGGCGGCGCGCGCAUCGACGUGUCGAUCAACGAGCUGUACGACGGGUCGUACACGGGGUCGCCGCACGACCUGAUCGCGGCGCAGGGCCGCGGGCCGCCCGCCGCCGGGCCGCGCGCCGGGCCCGCGCGCCGCACCGCGCUCACGCACGUGCUGCUGUGGCGCCCGCGCCGCGCCCGCCGCCCGCUGCGCCACAGCCUGGCCGAGUUCCUGGAGCUGGACGACGCGGAGGUGGUGGAGGCGCAGAGGCCUUAUCUCACUGGACAUAAUAGACUGUAUCAUCACACAAUAACUUGCCUGCCUGUGUACCCCAACGAACUGGACAUAGACUCUGAAAGUGAGACGGAUCCUCUUUGGCUGCAGCAGAAGACGAUGAUGAUGAUAGACGAGUUCACCGACGUCAACGAGGGAGAAAAAGAACUCAUGAAAAUGUGGAAUCUCCAUGUGAUGAAGUACAACUAUGUGGGAGACUGCCAGAUACCGCUAGCCUGCCAAAUGUUCCUACAAAUGAAAGGGAAGGAGCUACUAGAGAAGAAUCUGUACAGAAACUUUAUUCUCCACAUGUGUUCUCUCCACGAUUUCGGACUAUUAAGCCCCGUUGCGUUAUAUCAGACAAUACAAAUGCUGAACCAAAUGUUGGCAGACAAUGCUGAAGCCAAAGAAAAAAUGCGCGAGUCGCUCAAAGCGCAGAGAGAACAUUGGCAUGCUGUAGGGAAAUACCAACAACCGGCUAUCAUAGAGCAAAAACCACAAACAAGUAUAGCUAAACUAAACAAUAUCGAGGCUUCACCAUCCGUUAGACGGAAAACUUCUAAUCUACAAAACGCUAACCGAAUGGCCAGCAAUGCUAACUUCAACAAAUCAGCUAGCCCUGGACCAAGCCAUACAGAGACUAAAAGGAAAAUGUCUUCAGGCAGUAUUCAGAGUCGCAAACGGUCUUCAAUAUCAGAAAGAAAGAGCUCCGUAUAGCGAAUACUUGUCAUGUGUGAGUACAACUAGGAAUCAUAUUGGUACGUAUGAUGAAAUGAGCUUGUUAAUGGAAAGAUGUAAGUUUAUAUAGAUUAAGUCUCGAACUGUGUUCACCCUUGUUGUAUUAGGCAUGUUUCGUGAGUUUUAGUAAUAAAAAGUUGAAAACAAAGUAUUCUCUUGAAUUUGACGCAUAAGCUAUUGGGCAUAAUAUGGAAAU